This is a messenger RNA of Knipowitschia caucasica, 1377 nucleotides long. The record is from the annotation of a GenBank genome assembly. Lineage: Eukaryota; Metazoa; Chordata; Actinopteri; Gobiiformes; Gobiidae.
AUGUUUGACUCGGUGAAGAAAAAGCUCAGUGACUUGAGCAUCCGCUAUGCCAUGCUGUAUCCAGCCGUUCUUCGGGUCAACAUUCGCGAGGAGGAUUUCUACGAAGUACUCCCAAUUGGCAGUGACGAUGAUGGAAAAAGGAUACAGGCUGAUGAAGUGGAUGAGAAUGAUGUAAACAGUUUGCAGAAUUCAAUCAUUGACUGGACAGAAGAUGAAACAUGGACCCCAUCUAAAGACACAGAAGAAGUUUCUACUUCAGAGGAGGAAACAAGAGAGGAAGACAGUGAGUCUGACGACAGUGACACGGACUACAUACCAACAAUACGAAUCAGACCUGGAGCUUCACUUGCCUACAAUAUUGAUGAGCUUCCUGAGGCCACUGCGGAGGACAUUGUGUAUGAUGGCAUAGGACAAGACCCUCACCUCCGACCUUGUGAUGAUCCGUCCAUACCAUGCAACAGCAUCAGAGUUGAAACCCCAGAGGACAUUAGGAAGCGCUGUUCUACUGAAAUGGGUGUGUCUCAAUGUUUGAAGGAUGAAAGAGUUGUUGCACUUGGAGAUGCUAGAAUGGACAGCCCUGGUUUUUCGGCCCAAUACUGCACAUACACUGUGAUGGACAAUGGCAGUAAAAAGAUUAUGAAUAUUGCCAAUAAAGACAAGCGAGAAGCCCAGGGACAUUCCACCAUAAUGGAAAAGUUGGCAUUCAUUGAUAGUUUAGACAAACUUAGAAAUGAAGUCAAUAUUUCUGAGAUUUGUACUGAUGCGCAUACCCAGAUUUCUGCACUUUUCAGAACUGGAAUAUAUAAAGAUUCUGGAGUGGAGCAUAGCUUCGAUAUGUGGCAUGGUGCAAAGAACCUCGGGAAACGAAUACAUGCUUCUGGCCAACAGCGGGAUUGCAAAAUUCUGUUGCAGUGGAAGAAAGACAUAUGCAAUCAUUUCUGGUUUUGCUGCAAAGUAGCAGAUAAUUAUGAAAGAUUCUUUCCCAUGUGGAUUGGCUUAUUGCACCACGUCACUGGAUGUCCCAAAAUAUUUGAAUUUCAGGUCCACAGCACAUUUGGAAUCCUUCCACAAUCAUCUUCUCAUGUAUGCAAGCCUAUGAGAAGAUAUCCUGAUGGAUCCUUGCAAGGGAGAAGAGUGUUUAAUAAAAAAUCAAGAUCCUGGGCUUUUUAUGCUCUGAAGGUAAAGAAGGACUAUGCCUAUAUUCCCUCACUUCAAAGCAAGAUUGUGGCUGCUCGGAUAAACAGCAACAGAGGACUCCCAAAACACACCAAACUCAGAUCUAAUGACCCAAGACAUUUGGGGUUAGUUUGUGGUGUUCCAGGCCCAUCAACAAAAGAACUGAGGGACAAACAUGUCAGCCGUGGAGAUGUUGUUUAA